AUGACACGCAAAGACGGAACAGAGUCGGGAAAUGAUGAAGUCCAAAAUCAAAUGGUUGCACAAGAGUCAGUAUCUGUAGAAGAGGUCAAGAUGUUGAGACAACAGAUGGCCGAAAUGUAUGAAGCUUGGAUGAAUGGGCAGGCUCCCCCAUCUUCAAUUCGGGAAUACCUGAAUGUAAAUAUGCCAUUCCCCAUUCAAGUCUCAACAAGUGACCCGAUUUAUCCACCUGGAUUUGGACCCUACGUUAACACAUCUAAUACUGCUGGAACUUCCUCGGUACACCCGUUGAAUCCACCCAUGAUGAAUAAUCCACUCUUCAUGCCAACUGUGCAAACUAAUGCAAAUCCUCAACCAACACUAGUACAAAAAUCCAAUGAUGAUCCUAUACCCAAAGAUCAAUAUGGCCAAGGUCAGGCCCCUAAAUUGACUUUCAAAAUUCCUGAUUCUUACCACCACACUCAUCAAUACAGUACCCCCGUUGAGGUUGAAAAAACUAUUAAGGACGAGGAACAUGAAGAAAUUGCAAGAAAAAUGAGGAGUUUGGAGCAAAACAUAAGGAAUAUGCAAGGGCUGGGAGGACACAAAAGUGUCUCGUUCAAGGACUUAUGCAUGUUUCCAGAUGUUCACUUGCCUAUAGGGUUCAAAACUCCAAAGUUUGAUAAGUAUAACGGUCAUGGCGACCCAGUGGCUCAUUUGAAAAGAUUUUGUAAUCAGCUAAGGGGAGCCGAAGGAAAAGAAGAACUUCUUAUGGCUUACUUUGGAGAAAGUCUAACGGGUGUAGCCUCAGAAUGGUUUAUCGAUCAAGAUAUUUCUCGAUGGCAUGUCUGGGAUGACAUGGCGCAAGAUUUUGUCCAACAAUUCCAAUACAAUAUUGAUAUCGUUCCGGAUCGCAAUUCCCUAGCUAAUAUGAAGAAGAAAUCGUCUGAAAGCUUUAGGGAAUAUGCCAUAAGAUGGAGGGAGCAGGCGGCUAGAGUCAAACCGCCGAUGAAAGACUAUGAAUUGAUUGAUGUUUUUCUCCAGGCACAAGAACCUGACUACUUUCAUUACCUUCUUGCUGCAAUGGGGAAGCCUUUCGCCGAAGCAAUUAAGAUCGGAGAAGUGGUAGAGAACGGCAUAAAAUCGGGUAAAAUUGUAAGCCAGACAGCCAUUAGAGCUACCACACAAGCAAUACAAAGCGGGUCAGGUAAUUUUGUAAAUCGAAAAAAGAAAGAAGAAGGGUCCAUGAUGACGUCUGGAUCGAGAGGUAUUCAAAUGGGCAUGAACCACCCUUAUGUUCAAGUCCAACAAGAACAAUCUAAUUCUCCUCAACAUUAUUACCCAUCCCAAUAUGCAGUUCUCAACACUCAAGCAUAUGUCCGACCUCCUCAGCGCCAACAAUGGCGGGCACCUGCCCCACAAGGUUCUCGCCCCCAACAACAAAAUUUUCAGGCACCCCAUAAUCCACGUCCCCGGAUGGAUUAUACAAGAGAACAAGGUCGAAAAGAAAACUUUACCCCAAUUGGAGAGUCAUAUACGAGUUUGUUGCGGAAAUUAGUACAAUUAGGAUUGGUUGAACCUGUCAAUCCCUAUUUUGUCAAUCCGAAUGCAAGAGGCUUUGAUCCAACUGUUAUAUGUGAGUAUCACGCUAACACUCCAGGUCAUAGCACAGAGAAUUGUUGGACUCUAAAAAGAGUCAUUGAGAAGUUGAUUGAGGAUAAGAACAAAAAUGGAAAGCAGAGAUUCAAAAGAAGAGUCGAGUAUGGUUUUAGAACCCAUACAAAAGGCACCGAUAAUUGUGAAUGGUGCAAGUUCAAAUUUUGGAGACUCGAGAAAACUGUGUUGUAUGUCCCUGGAGCUGUAAAAAGAAGAGAAGUACCGUUGAAUGGACCAAAAUUAUACAUUCCUGGUAAGCUUCGAGCAUUUGGUCAAAAUCAAGAAAGUGUGAAAGAGCCAGUUGUGAUACAAAUUGCAACACAACUUCCGAUGACAAACACCAAGACCGUUCCAUGGAAUUACAACAAAGUCGUUGUUACCCACAAGGGAAAGGAGAUUGUUGAAGAAACAAAUGAAACAAGAGGAUUAACUCGUUCUGGGAGGUGUUAUGCUCCAGAAGAAUUAAGAAGAGACAAACAAGCCAAAGAAAAUCAGUUGCCGGUUAAAAAACCUGUCACUGAGGAGGAGGCUGAAGAGUUCUUGAAAAAGAUGAAAGCUCAAGAUUAUUCUGUUAUUGAUCAAUUGAGGAAAACACCCGCUCAGAUAUCCUUGUUGUCAUUACUCAUACAUUCUAAAGAGCAUCGUGAAGUUUUGACCAGAAUCUUGAAUGAGGCACAUAUCUCAGAAAGUAUCACGGUGGGUCACUUGGAAAAUGCCAACCGAAUAUUUGAGGUAAAUAGAAUCACUUUCACUGAUGAUGAAUUGCCUUUGGAGGACACUCUUGGUGAAAUAUACUUAACUGUUACAAUUGGACCAGUGGAGUUCGGAAUCACUUUCCAAGUAAUAGACAUGGACACUUCUUACAAUCUACUUUUGGGUAGGCCAUGGAUCCACCUGGCUAGAGCUGUGCCGUCUACUCUGCACCAAGUGGUCAAGUUUGAGCAUGACAAACUGGAAAUCAUUGUCCAUGGUGAAGAUGAUCUCCCAAACCGAGAUCCGUCAAUACCAUGCAUUGAGGCCAAAAGAGGUUGUGAAUCCCUCAACUAUCAGGCUUUUGAGAUUAUAACAGUCAAUCAGUUUUCGGUAGGGAAGCCUAUACCACAACCUCAUCUAUCAUCUGCUUCAGUCAUGGUGGUGUCCCAGAUGGUACAAAACGGCUAUGAACCUGGAAAGGGACUAGGGUUGUCUUUGCAAGGAAUUGUAGAUCCCAUCAAUCCGAUGGGUAAUCAAGAGACAUUCGGUUUGGGUUUCAAUCCAACUAGAUUUGAUAGAAAAUGGGCAAAAGAUCGUAAAAGAAAUGUUUGGAAUUUGUUGAAGCCAAUCCCUCAUAUUGCUCAAUCUUUCGUUAAAUCUCGAGGAACCGAGUCCAGACUUCUCUUCCAGAAUGAUGUGGAUGAAAUAUGUCAAGGUAUCAAGGAAAUGUUUUAUGACGUAAACAUGACUCAGAUGGGUGAAGGCACUAGUCACAUGGAUGUGCAAUUCAUCGGCCCGAAUGUCCAGCUCAACAACUGGGAAGCCACUCCUCUCCCUACAAGGAGGGAGUCUUGUUACGUUAAUGUCGACUUUAAUAAUAUGACAUGCAUGCGGAGUUUACAGUUAGAUCCUAAAAAGUUGUCUGAUCUCGAAACAAUGAAUCCAAAGUUUGACGAAUAUGAUGAAGAUGAAGCUUACGAAGAAGACGACAUAAUUCAAGUUUUAUUUGAAUACAAAGAUGUCUUCGCGUGGUCCUACGAUGACAUGCCGGGUUUAAGUGCUGAUUUAGUAGUUCACAAACUUCCAAUACAUCUUGAUUUUCCACCUGUCCAGCAAAAGCAGAGAAAGUUUAAGACAGACAUGAGCGAUAAAAUUAAAGAGGAAAUCAUGAAGCAACUGACUGCAAAUGUGAUCAGAGUUGUCCAAUACACUACCUGGUUGGCUAAUGUUGUGCCAGUGCCAAAGAAAGAUGGAAAGAUCAGAGUUUGUGUUGAUUACAGAGAUUUAAACAAAGCAAGUCCAAAGGACAAUUUUCCAUUACCCAACAUUCACAUCCUGGUUGAUAAUUGUGCCAAACAUGAGAUUCAAUCUUUUGUGGACUGUUACGCCGGAUAUCACCAAAUUCUCAUGGAUGAAGAAGAUGCAGAAAAAACUGCUUUCACCACCCCAUGGGGUACAUAUUGUUAUAGAGUCAUGCCAUUCGGUCUGAAGAGCGGAGCAACCUACAUGAGAGCUAUGACUACCAUAUUCCAUGACAUGAUGCAUAAAGAAGUUGAGGUAUAUGUCGAUGAUGUCAUCAUUAAAUCUAGAACGCAAGUCGACCAUGUGCGUGAUCUAAGAAAAUUCUUCGAAAGAUUGAGAAAGUACAACCUCAAGCUUAAUCCAGCUAAAUGUGCAUUUGGAGUGCCAUCUGGCAAACUUUUGGGUUUUAUAGUUAGUCGAAGAGGUAUUGAAUUGGACCCCUCUAAGAUAAAGUCCAUUCGAGAAUUGCCACCUCCAAAAACCAAAACUGAAGUCAUGAGUUUUCUGGGAAGGUUAAACUAUAUCAGCAGGUUCAUUGCUCAACUCACCGCCACAUGUGAGCCGAUAUUCAAGUUGUUGAAAAAGGACGCUGCUAUCAAAUGGACAAGUGAGUGUCAGGAGGCUUUUGACAAAAUUAAGGAAUAUUUAGCAAACCCUCCGGUAUUGGUCCCACCAGAACCUGAUAGGCCGUUAUUCUUAUAUCUUUCAGUGAUGGAUAAUUCAUUUGGUUGCGUUUUAGGACAACAUGAUUACGGAAAAAAGGAACAAGCCAUUUAUUAUUUGAGCAAAAAGUUCACAAGCUAUGAGGCAAAGUACACUCUGUUAGAAAAGACUUGUUGCGCUUUGACUUGGGUUGCCCAAAAAUUGAAACACUAUCUUUUGUCCUACACGACCUAUCUUAUAUCUCGAAUGGAUCCUUUGAAAUAUAUUUUUCAAAAAUCCAUGCCAACAGGUAGGUUGGCAAAAUGGCAGAUUUUGCUUACGGAAUUUGAUAUUAUUUAUGUCACUCGCACCGCCAUGAAAGCACAAGCGUUGGCCGAUCAUUUAGCAGAGAAUCCGGUCGAUGACGAAUACGAGCCCCUAAGGACAUACUUCCCUGAUGAAGAAAUCAACUCUAUUGAGGAAGAAAUUCCUAAUGAUGGUCACGUGUGGAAAUUAUAUUUUGAUGCACGACUUCGAUUCUUUUCUACCAACAAUACAACAGAAUACGAAGCUUGCAUCAUGGGUUUGAAUAUGGCAAUAAAUCUGGAUGUGCAGGAGUUGGUGGUUUUAGGGGAUUCCGAUUUGCUCAUUCGACGCCGAGGCGAAUGGGAGACUCGAGACAUUAAACUCAUGCCGUACAAACAAUGUUUAGAAAACCUCAUCAAAAGAUUCAAGUCCAUUGAAUUCAGGUACAUUCCCAGGUUUCACAAUGAGUUAGCUGAUGCUUUGGCCACCCUAGCCUCGAUGCUUCCAUACCCGGGUAAUACCUAUAUUGACCCGUUGGAAAUCCAAGUUAGGGAUCAACAUGGUUAUUGCAAUAUAAUUGAAGUAGAGCCAGACGGUGAGCCCUGGUAUCACGACAUUAAACGGUUUUUAAAAGCUAAAGAAUAUCCAAUACAUGCUGAUAGAGAUAAAAAAAGAACUAUCAGGCGACUCGCCAAUGGGUUCUUCUUGAGUGGCGAUAUCUUAUAUAAAAGGACUCCAGAUUUGAAUCUAUUGCGAUGUGUGAAUAUUCAAGAAGCAGAAACAAUUAUGAAUGAGGUGCAUUCAGGGGUUUGUGGCCCUCACAUGAACGGUUAUGUUCUAGCAAAAAAGAUUAUCCGGGCAGGAGUUGCACCCUAUGUCUGCUCCGUGGCCUUUUGUGGCUGGGGAAUGGACGUUAUUGGGCCGAUUGAGCCGAAAGCAUCUAAUGGGCAUCGGUUUAUUUUAGUUGCUAUCGACUACUUUACCAAAUGGGUGGAAGCUGUCACAUUCAAAUCAGUCACCAAGAAAGCAGUGGUGGACUUUGUUCAUUCAAACAUCAUAUGUCGUUUCGGCAUACCAAAAAUCAUUAUUACAGACAAUGCAGCGAAUCUUAACAGCCACCUGAUGAAGGAAGUUUGCGAGCAAUUUAAAAUUGUUCAUCGUCAUUCAACCCCUUAUCGACCCAAAGCAAAUGGGGCUGUUGAAGCGGCAAAUAAAAACAUUAAGAAGUUAUUGGUUUACGGAACUGAGGCUGUCAUACCCGCAGAAGUUGAAAUCCCUUCUCUUCGAAUCAUUGUCGAAGCAGAAAUUGAGGACACGGAAUGGGUUAAAUCAAGGUUAGAACAAUUAGCACUGAUAGACGAAAAACGGUUGACAUCAAUUUGCUUUGGUCAAUUAUAUCAGCAGAGGAUGGCUCGAGCUUAUAACAAGAAGGUACGCCCAAGAAAUUUUGAAGUCGGUCAACUUGUUGUGAAACGCAUCCUUCCCCAUCAAGACGAGGCCAAAGGGAAGUUUGCCCCAAAUUGGCAAGGCCCUUAUGUUAUUAAACAAGUGCUAUCAAAAGGAGCUUUGCAACUGGCAAAUAUGGAGAAAAGGAUCGACACAAUUGUUAACGCAGAUUCGAUCAAAAGAUACUACGCCUAA
Molecule: messenger RNA, 6216 nt
Organism: Solanum verrucosum
Lineage: Eukaryota; Viridiplantae; Streptophyta; Magnoliopsida; Solanales; Solanaceae
Biological process (GO): DNA integration
Molecular function (GO): RNA-DNA hybrid ribonuclease activity; nucleic acid binding
Source: RefSeq, a predicted model, not a curated record